This is a messenger RNA of Medicago truncatula (barrel medic), 1655 nucleotides long. Its product is annotated as piriformospora indica-insensitive protein 2. NCBI's taxonomy places the organism in Eukaryota, Viridiplantae, Streptophyta, Magnoliopsida, Fabales, Fabaceae. The transcript has a single exon. The coding region runs from base 110 to 1450 and encodes 446 amino acids. The record is from RefSeq and is a predicted model, not a curated record.
UCAACAUAUUAAUACCAUACCCACACAAUCCUCAAUAAACACAAAACCACAUUCUCUUAUUCCACUUUUCUACUCUCAAAAAACCAACCAAACAUUCAUAUUCAUUCCAAUGGCUCUAUUUUCGAUUUCAACAACAUUAAUCUUCUUCUUCUUCUUCUCUCUUUCACUCUCUCAAGACCAACCUCUCCUUGACCCAACAGAACAAAAAGCACUCUACAAUGUUCUCAACUCCCUCAACCCAACCAUUCCAUGGCAAACACUUUUCCCCGAUGAUCUCUGUCUCUCCGCUCCACACGGCGUUGUUUGCGACUAUGAUCAAAACCAACCACACAUUGUUGAACUCAACUUCGGUUACGUUUCCGAUGAAACACCAACCCCACCUUGUUCCUCUAACGCCACUCUCAACCCAACUCUCUUCACCUCUUUCUCCUACCUCCGAAAACUCUUCUUCUACAAAUGCUUCAACAACACACAAAACAUCAUUAACCUCUCUCUUCCUUCUUUCCCUUCAUCUCUCCAAGAACUUGUUUUCAUCCAAAACCCUUCUAUUGUUUCACCUCUCCAACCUUUUCUCACAAAUCUCACUUCUCUUAGGAGACUUGUCUUGAUCGGAAAUGGGUUUCACGGUGAACUUCCGUCGCAGAUUGGUGAUUUUAUUGACAUGGAAGAGCUUACUCUAUCAAAAAACAAUCUCUCCGGUGCGGUUCCGGUGAGUUUGGGAAAACUGAAGAAGCUGAAGAUUCUUGAUCUUAGUCAGAAUGAGUUUAAAGGGUGUGUUCCAGAACACGUUGGGAAUCUAACUUCUCUUUUGAAGCUUGAUUUAAGCUAUAAUGGGUUUAGUUGUAAAAUCCCAGAGAGUUUUAGCAACUUGAAAAAAAUGGAAUUUUUGGAUUUAAGUUUCAAUCUUUAUGGUAAUUUUGGUGUCCCUUUGUUCUUAGGAGAAAUCCCCGGAUUGAAAGAAGUUUAUUUAAGUGGGAAUUUACUUUCUGGUAAAAUUCCAGAAAUAUGGAAAAAUCUUGGUGCUGUUGAAAAAAUUGGAUUUUCUAAAAUGGGGUUGGUUGGUAAAAUUCCAGUUUCAAUGGGGGUUUAUUUGAAGAAUUUAUCUUAUCUUGGACUUGAUAACAAUAAGCUUGAUGGGUCUGUUCCUAAGGAAUUUGGGCUUUUGGAAUUUGCUAAUGAGAUCAAUUUGGAGAACAACAAUUUGAGUGGUAGAAUCACUUUCUCAACUAGAGUUGGACAGAAGUUAAAGUUGGCAGGAAAUGUAGGGCUGUGUUUGGGAAACAAUAAUAGUAGCUGUUCUGAAAAUGGAGGUAGUUUGGGUCAACUUAAUCCCUGCAAAAUAACAGAUGUUGUUUCUGAUAGUGAAGUCCUUUUCAAUGGGGCUUCUUUGAUGCUUUUUGAUCCUAUUAAGCUGGUUUUGGUUAUGUUGUUUGUUUUCAUGGGAUUUUGAAUUGGGAAGGGUGAAGAUAUGUUUUGUCUUUUUUUUACCAGAAAAGAAAUACUCCUAUCUGUUUACUCUUACUAGGAAAAGGGUUUUGAAUUCAACAAAUGUAAAUGGAAAUGAUAGUGAUGGUAGUGUAGUAGUGAAGAAAUGUUAUUUAGAGUAUGUAUGCUGAAAACGAAAUUUCAUUAAUUACUUUUUCUUUUUACUCAGA